UUGAAGAAGCACAUACAUCUUAGCCCGGAUGGAGAACACAUUAUAUAUACCCAUACCGCAUUAUCCGCCGUUCAAGCUUAGAUCUUCUCUCAUAGAUAAAGAUCCUGUUAUCUGGGCACAUCUCUUGGAAGGCUAUAUAAAACUUUGCAGUAUCUUGCUCACAGGAGAUGUUCGGCUCGAUGUGAAAAGCCAACAGCAAUUCCACUUGUUCCUCAAAGUAUGGUUGGCUGAAACUUCAGAGGAAGCAAAUAAGAUACUUUCUCUCGGUGCGAUAAAUCCGGAUAUCAAAAACAACACUGCAUCACUCCGAGCAUACGUGUUUCAAAUAAUCUGUGAUUAUGGGGUGGUGAAGUUAGGACUUAGUGGUGAGUCUUUAUGGAACUUCGUCAUGAUUUACGUGGAAAAAAACGCCUCUUUAGUGCGGGCAGUAUUGGCAGGCUCCCAUAAAUCGAAAUUUAACGACAACAAAAAGUCGGGUAAGAUUUCUCUGAUACCUGUCUUACGGAAGCACUUGUUGUCCAUGGUCACUCUGGGAAAAAUGCAGAAAAUGCACCUAGAAAUUCUCACCUUGCUUCUAGGACAGCACAUUUCAGCCCCUACAUCCAAAACUUUGCAUGUUACCGGGGCAGGGAAAUCACAAAAUACCGGAAAAACACUCGCAAGAGAUAAAUACAAACAGUCAUCAACAGGUGCUCUUCAAUUUGCUGAAAAUUUUGUUACUGAGGAUUGGAUUGAAGAGCUUGAGCUGAUGUAUGUGGACGGAAAAUCUGUUCAUGCCGAAAUAAUAAAAAGUCUGAUGGUCAUUAGUAUUCUCUCUUUAUCGGUCUCAAAGUUGGCGAAAGUGAUUUCCACAAUUGGCAUACACGGUGGAGAGACAUUAAUUUUGGCGCCUCUUUUAAGCACAGUUAUAUUAUCGGAACCUUACAGAAAACUCAAUCCCGGACUUGAAGAAAGGCUUCCAUUCUUGCGGAAUAUCUCCUACGUAACGGACUGCUCGAUUGCCAACCCAGAUAUUGAGUUCCUUUUGGAAAUGUUUCCAAAUCUCACCCAAAGAAAGGCAAUGAAAUUGCUUUCACGAUAUGAGAAUAAUAUUGACCAAACUACCAAUGCAUUAUUAGAAAAUGUGGCUCUUAUAGAGGAGAUUUCGGAUGACGACACUGAGCAGAACUCAAAAUCACCAGUUAUUUCGAAAACUGAGCUUGAAAAGGGUCUCAAUAGAUUUAAACUUUCCUCACAUGAGACAACAGAGCGUUUUAAGAAAAAAACAGGAAAAUCAUCGCUGGAAAUAAAAAAGAAUACGUUGACAGCGGCCUUACGCCUUCUUUACGACAGUGAUGAGGAUGAACGUGACGACACUUACGAUGAUCAGGAGCAUACCACAGGAUCGGCUUUCACAGAAACAGACAAUAGGUCAAGGGUCAGAGAUAAAAUAAGUGUAGUGGAUGAUGAAGGCGAUGAUGGUAUGCUUCGACCCUCAUCCAAGCUGGCUCGAACAUCAGUUUCCUCAGAGUUUGACCCGAAUGAGGUGUUACUUUUUGGAUUUUUGAAGACGGGCGGAGACAGUUUGUUCGACAAAGGUAACAGAAAAUCUGGUCAAAGGAAGGAUAUGAAAGCAAAGACGGGAUGGACAGAUGAACAAAUCGAAGGCUGGUCUAGAAUGCUACAGAGAUCAUCCAAAAGAUUUAGACUUCUAGAAGAGUAUUAUGUUUUUCACAACUCUAACAGACGGGUUCAGAAGGAUCAGAGGGCCCAAAAGGAUGAGUCAGAUUCUACGAGAUCUUCGUCCAUUAAGACGACUCCGAACAUCAAUUCGGAAAAGAAAUCCAGCGACAAAAACACGCAAAAGCGAAAUGAGGCCAACAAAGCCAAAAAAGCAAAUCAUAGCCGAAAGUCCGGGCAUAGCAAGAAAACCAGAUCAGAGCUCGCGGGAAUGCAGUAGAAAAUUUACCAGAUAUGAAGGUUUCAUUUAUAUGCAUACUAAUUUCAAAUUUCGAUUACCAUCCGUGGUCAAACAACAUAGAAACUGACUCACCAUUAUGAAUUCUUCUGAUAGCCUCAGCAAAUAUUCUUGACACAUCGAUGACCUUCAUCCGGCUUUCUCCAAGAAGGCGGACAUUUUCUAUCUGUGGAAUACUGUUUGUAGUAAUAAAUUUGUCGAUUUCGGAAACUCGAAGCUUGUCGAUAGCGUCACCGCUAAGGAUAGCAUGUGUUACCAAACAGUACACGUAAGAAGCGCCCGUAUCUUUCAAAAGCUGCGCCGCACGCGUUGCAGUAGUACAAGUAUCAGCAAGAUCGUCAAUCAACACACACACACGACCCUUGACAUCUCCUACGAGCAUGGAAGAGUUGA
This is a messenger RNA of Metschnikowia bicuspidata var. bicuspidata NRRL YB-4993, 2350 nucleotides long. RefSeq lists its product as uncharacterized. Lineage: Eukaryota; Fungi; Ascomycota; Pichiomycetes; Serinales; Metschnikowiaceae. Bases 29 to 1939 code for a protein of 636 amino acids. The record is from RefSeq and is a predicted model, not a curated record. The transcript has a single exon. Gene Ontology annotation, molecular function: ubiquitin binding.